Molecule: messenger RNA, 1847 nt
Organism: Prunus mume (Japanese apricot)
Lineage: Eukaryota; Viridiplantae; Streptophyta; Magnoliopsida; Rosales; Rosaceae
Source: RefSeq, a predicted model, not a curated record
CGUUAAUAUUCUUGCGUUAUUGUGCUAAUUUAACUGAUUCUCAAUCAAUUGUUGGAAAGAUUGAAGCGUCUCAUUGCUCAUACGGUUUGGAUUUACAUGAUAUCCAAGUUGCUAUGUCUGCAUCUUCUUCCAUACCUGAUCCUGUGGUACUUUUUAUUUCAAGUAUAAAGCCUACGUACUUGUAGGCUUGCAAGUUACAGGGGGGAUAGGGAUGUUUGUAAUUUGUUUAAUAUUUGACCAAGACUUUGGGAAUGGCUGUUCAGAUUUAUUUUCUUAGAACAUUAUUUCAUUUUUCCAAUCGUGAAGUCAUAUGAUUUUGUUUUAUGGAAAAUGAUUAUGUACUCGUAUGUUUCAAGAUUGCCCGGUACCUCCUACGUUGAUGUUGAUGCACAGCUUAAUGGGGGCAUUCCAUGAAAUAUUGCUUUGAGUUGAAAUUCUGCAUGCUAAUCACUAAUAUUUGACUUUUUUGCUUUACACCUUCAAGUGGACAGGAAUUGGUAGUUCCGUUGCCUACGUUUGGUAUGCUUUUGACAUUUGCUGUUCUGAGUUUUCUAUUCUGAUUUUCAACUACCGUUGUUGUUUGUACACCUUAGGCUUGGUUGCUGUCAUGCUAAUGCCAAAGAAUUGCUGAUGUUGUCAUAAAUCUGAUGGUUGACUCAGUUUGGAUCUAACAUUGACAGACAUGUGACCUUUGGAAAAAUCAGUUUUCGAUUCUUUCUAAAUAAUUGGAUAAGUGUCUAGCAUGCAUAUAUGGAGUAAAUUAUAGAGUUGUCAGAGUGAUAUAAGGAUGCAUGCUCUUCCUAAGAAUUUAAAACAACUCAGUUUCUUCCCGUCAUAUGGGAAGUGAGCAGGUGAUGGGUGCCGUUGGGUGUCCUUUUGUUGCUCGAUUGUGACAUUUGCUUCUUCAUGUGAUAAAAGAUGGAGCACACAAAGGUUAUACUUAACAAUGUAUGAGACGGAAAAGUCGUUCUAUCUCCCCUAAGCGUCGUAGAAGUCGUUCUCCAACUCCAAGACGUCGUAAAAGUCGCUCUCCAACUCCAAGACGUCGUAAAAGUCGUUCUCCAACUCCAAGACGUCGUAAAAGUCGGUCUCCAGUCUUGAAGCGUUAUAAGAGACAAAGAAGUAGGAGCUCCUCAUUGUCUCCUAUUCGUAAAUCUUCUACUUCAAGUCUUGGAUUGUUGGAGCAGAAAAAUGCCAGCGAGAAAUUGAGAAAGGAAGAAGAAGAAGAGAAGAAAAGGCGGCAACAGGAAGCAGAAUUGAAACUGCUAGAAGAAGAGACUUCAAAGAGAGUGGAAGAAGCAAUACGUACGAAAGUUGAAGAGAGCUUGAACUCUGUGGAGAUUAAAGUGGAAAUACAGAGGCAGUUGGAGGAGGGACGGAAGAAGCUUCUUACUGAAGUUGCAGCACUACUUGAGAAAGAAAAGGAAGCAGCUCUUAUUGAGGCUAGAAAUAAGGAGGAACAAGCUCGAAAAGAGAAAGAAGAAUUGGAAGGGAUGCUUGAAGAGAACCGGAGGAGAGUAGAAGAAGCUCAAAGAAGGGAAGCUUUGGAGCAGCAGCGGAGGGAGGAGGAGCGGUACAGGGAGCUAGAAGAGCUCCAGAGACAAAAAGAAGAGGCAUUGCGAAGGAAGAAACAAGAGGAGGAGGAGGCACGGGUGAACCAAAUGAAAUUGUUGGGUAAGAACAAAUCCCGGCCAAAAUUGUCGUUUGCAAUUGGUUCCAAAUAGAUUCUUUAUGGAACAUGGCUUCGUUCCGAUCAAUAUGUCUUGACUUGGUUGCACGUUUGUACCUGUAAUGUAAGAAUAUUUGGUAAAUACAGUUUUUGGUGUUAUAAUGUAAUCAGUUCUCAA